Messenger RNA from Populus euphratica (Euphrates poplar), 1221 nucleotides. RefSeq lists its product with no specific name. Bases 227 to 871 code for a protein of 214 amino acids. Lineage: Eukaryota; Viridiplantae; Streptophyta; Magnoliopsida; Malpighiales; Salicaceae. The transcript has 2 exons. The record is from RefSeq and is a predicted model, not a curated record.
AACUCCAAACUAAAACUCAAGCUCAACCCAACCCUAACAUAUUUUUCUUUCUCUACAACAAGCCCUCCCCUCGUCGAAACGCGAAAACAAGUGACUGAGUGAAAAAAAACGCUGCCGUUUUCCUGCCUCUCUCUUCUUCUACGUUCUCAACUGGCCCCCCCUCCGCUGCAAAAAUCAUACAUUUUUCUCUUUCCAAGUCAGAUAUCUCAUUUGCUGUUUGAUUACCAUGGAUUCUGAAUCUUGUACGGACCAAACAAACAAAACCCUAGAUGAGCAAGCUAGCAAGGCCAUUGUUCAGGUAUAUCUAGGUCCUAUCACCCCUGAUUCUAUCAAAGAGACUGGGGAUUUCCCACUCUCUCCAGUCACUUUAGUUAAAAAACUGCCCAAAGUUCUCUCCUUUGCCUCUAAAACGAACAGAAGUGAGGACCAUUUUGACAACUUUAGCAGCCCAAGAACACCCAAGGAUGGUGUUUUUGACCCUUUUGCUCCUGGCCACGAAGACAAAAUCCUGGCUCCUCAGUGCAAGAAAUACAAUGAUGAAGCGAGGGCCAGUGUUGUGCGCCGGCUUAAUUUUACUUCUUCUUUCAGAGCCUUGAGAAAUGGGAGUUUUGGUGAUGAUGUGGAGUUCUUAUCGGAUGAAGAGAUGUUUGAAUCGGUGUAUGAAAGUUUAUUGGAAGCUAUUGUUUCGAAGCAGACUGAGGGCGCGCUUGAAGAAAUGAAAAAAUUAGAAUGGGAUUCUGAUGACUGCACAACACCUCCUGCAGCUCCUAUUCUAACCGGAGUUCCUGAUACUUGUCCCGCCGCUCCUCUGAAGCGAAAAGGUAAAUCUAGGAUUAUUGAUUUGGGAUUAUGUAGAAAGCUUGAAUUCUAAAGGUGAUUUGCUUGUGCUUAUCUGAUCUGAGUAGGAUGCAGUGCUGCCAACUAAUUUUAUAAGAUUUCAUAAUGUAUUUUGUAUGAAAGCUGUUGACAUAUGUGCCUCUUAAGUCAUAACUUGUGGUCUAUACAGAUAUUAUUUAACUAGGAUGAUUUUCCGGACAAAGAUCACAAUGUAGUUGUAGCAUUGUAUAGGAAUUCUUGACGCGUACUUACUUUUGGAAAUGAGCAACUGUAGCGACAAGUGUACUUUUUUUUUCUUAUGACUCUACCCAUGGGAGUUCAUUAUGUUUGUAUCUCAUAAUGUGAAUUGUUGAAAUUAAUAAAAAAGAAUGCCUUCUUGUCUUA